Molecule: messenger RNA, 3799 nt
Organism: Rhincodon typus (whale shark)
Lineage: Eukaryota; Metazoa; Chordata; Chondrichthyes; Orectolobiformes; Rhincodontidae
Product: multiple C2 and transmembrane domain-containing protein 2
Exons: 25
Biological process (GO): regulation of neurotransmitter secretion
Cellular component (GO): synaptic vesicle membrane
Molecular function (GO): calcium ion binding
Source: RefSeq, a predicted model, not a curated record
GAGAGAGAAGACACAGAGACAGGGAACAGCGGCUAACAGCUCUCAACACUAGCGAGAUGGUCGCAGAAGAUACUGCAUAAAACAAGAAGCUGAGGAGGUCGUCCCUGAGACAGCUGUACCAUUGUUUGGCCGAAUGCUCAGUAACAUGGAAUCGCAGAAGGACAUUACAACGUGGGAAUCCUUCCGAGCUAAGACCAAGCCUUUCCUGCAGAAUUUAAAGAAACGCAAAAUAUCCAGCAAGAGGAAAGAAGGGAAGAAGCAGCACUUUUUGGAUCAGCGGAUGAGUGUGUCGGAGCCGGACAUGUUGCAAGUGGGCAAGACCUACAGCGAGAGCUGCUCCCGGGUAAUAGUCAAGACCUGUGCUGUCAAUUACUUCAGCAACCCCUCCACCCCAGUUAAGAAACUGGAUCAGAUCGAGCCUCCGCAAACUUCAGUCUCGCCGGGCCAGGCACAGAAACUGGAGGACUCCUGCCCUGAAAAGGAAGCUUGUACACUCACUACAUUAUCCCUGUUAGCCAAGGAAUCCUGCAGCAACAGUGCUGAAGACCUGGUGGAACGCAGCUUCUAUCUCAGAGCGGAUGACAGAUAUGCGGAUGAUCUCAGUGAAAGCACAGACCUCGAAUCAUCGCAGAGCUCACAGUUCUUUGAACAGUCCUUCGAACACCAUGAAGGGUCAAGUCGAGAGCCAUCUGCGUGUAGUUUGCCCUCGUACCUUUUGACGAUCCAAUUGAGGGAAGGACGGAAUCUGGUAAUCCGGGAUCGCUGUGGUAAGACCCUGUAAUGCGGACUUUUCAAUCUAAUUGGUUGUGUUCGGACAUUCAACAAGCACAAAGAGGUUCACCAGGACUUGUCUGAAUCAUGGAAACAGACCUUUCGAAUCCCUAUAAAGAACAUAAAUUAUGUGGUUCAUUGAGAAGUUUAUGACCGAGAUUUGGCCACAGAUGAUUUCAUGGGUUCUGCAUAUCUCAGUCUGAGUGAUCUUGAAGUGAACAGCACCGUCCUGAAGGAAUUGCAGCUCGAUGACCCAAACAGCUUGGAGGAGUACAUGGGCGAGAUUAUCCUGGAGGUAAAACUUGCCAACAAACCGAGGGAUGGCAGAAGAAAUGCCCGUCACAUCAGGAAGAAACGAGGGACGCAUACAAAGACUAGCCUCAUCCAGAAUAUCUGCCUGUCUGAUAGCCUUUGGAAAAGCCAGCUGUGGGACAGCAUUGUUACUAUCACUCUGUUUGAAGGAAGGGGGUUCAGAGAAGAUGCAGCUGAAGGAUGCUACGUCAAAUUCAGGCUGGGAGAGGAGAAGUACAAAAGUAAGGUUCUAUACAAAUGCACAAAUCCUCAGUGGCGAGAACAGUUUAAUUUCCACCUCUUCUGCGACAGGACGAAUAUUUUGGAAGUGGAAGUCUGUGGGAAAGGCAGCCAAAAACAGGAAGGAAGCUUUGGCAUGUGCAAGGUUAACCUUUUGACGUUAUCCAAGGGGGUGACACACUGUAAGGAGCUGUCUCUGGAGAAUGGCCAGGGUUGUGUGGUUUUGUUGCUUAUACUCACAACGUGCAACGGGGUCUCCAUCUCUGACCCCUGUGUCAGCCCACUGCAUGAUGAGACUGAGAGGCAGCAGAUUAUUCAGAGAUAUAGUUUGAGAAACACGUUGCAGGAUCUGAGCAACAUUGGGUUUCUGCAGGUUCAGGUGAUAAAAGCUUGUAACUUGGCCGCAGCAGAUUUUGCAGGGAAAAGCGAUCCAUUCUGUGUUCUGGAGCUGGGCAAUGAUAAGCUGCAAACUCACACCGUGUACAAGAACCUCAAUCCUGAAUGGAACAAAGUAUUCUCAUUUAACAUUAAGGACAUCCAUGAUGUCCUCGAGGUGACGGUCUUUGAUGAAGAUGGAGACAAGCCACCAGACUUUCUGGGCAAAGUUGCAAUACCCUUGCUUUCUAUCAAGAACGGUCAACAGACUGCCUAUUUUCUGAAGAACAGAAAGCUGGGCCGACCAGAGAAAGGAGUUCUUUACUUACAGAUGGAUAUAAUCUAUAACCCGAUUAAAGCAAGUCUCCGGACAUUUAAACCCAAAGAAGCAAGGAACCAAGAAGAAAACACCAAAUUUUCCAGAAAGACAUUAACCAGGAAUGUUCGGCGUGUUCGUAAUAUCACAAGGGCAGUAUGGAAUACGCUGCAGUACAUCCAGAGCUGCUUUGAAUGGCAUUCUCCCCAAAGAAGUCUAAUCGCCUUCCUGUUGUAUUUGGUGAUUGUCUGGACUUUUGAGAUCUACAUGAUCCCACUCGCCUUUUUGAUGCUUUUUGCCUGGAACUACAUUCAGAUGGCCAGAGGGAAAGUUGUCAACCAGCACUACAUGGAGGAUUACGAUGUGGACACUGACGACGAUGAUGAGGAGGAUGAAAAGGACUCUGAGAAAAAAGGCUUGAUAGGCAAGAUCCACAUGGUUCAAGACAUUGUUAUUACAGUUCAAAAUUUCCUGGACACAGCAGCAUCGUUUGGUGAAAGAAUCAAGAACACCUUCAACUGGUCAGUCCCGUUCCUUUCCAAACUUGCCUGUACUGUGCUCGCUGUCUGCACACUCGUGUUAUACUUUGCCUCACUGAGGUAUCUCCUGCUGUUCUGGGGCAUACACAAAUUCACGAAGAAGCUAAGAAAUCCGUACGCCAUCGAUAAUAACGAGCUGCUUAACUUCCUCUCCAGAAUUCCAUCAGAUGUCCAGAAGGUGCAGCAUGCCGAGCUGAAAAUGAGCAAUGGCCUGACUCCUGUUAAGAAGAGAAAAGGCAAUUCAUAGCCCGUGGAGCAAGAUGGAGUCACUGAUAUCUUGAUCGUUCGGCUGAGAACUACAUUGAGAGCUCCCACUUUGAACUGACCACUGUCGAACUUGUUGUCUCUGUGGGUCUGGGUGUCUAUCUUAUUCAGCCAAGGUCUAAAAAUGACUUUUGUUUCAUUCAGUGGAAAUAUGUGCAAUGUUUUGAGUUUAACAAUAUGAUUUGGAUAUAAGAUACUUGGGUCAAUUUGAGAUCUCUGACGCUAUUUUGCCUUUGGUGCCUGUUGUUUGCUCCUUCUCUUCUGGAACUUUGGGAUUGGUAUAUAUCUGUGCUGCUUGUCAGUAUUCCUUUUAAUCACCCUGUGGAUGUUUAUUCUGUAAACUCAGGUGAGUUAUUUAAAGGAUGAUGUUACAUUGGUGCACCAGGUUACAGCUCUGGUAGGGAAGGUAGAGAUCUACCUCCCUCAUUGUUAAUGUUUCAGGAAAAAAAAGUCCACAUUGUCCUGUUUACUCUGUUGGCAUGACAUGAUUCUUUUUAUGUAGAUUUUAGAGGUCUGUUUUUUAUACUAUUUCUUCCAAACAAGCUACCAGUUUGUUGAUCACCUGUUUUGUGCUGCUGCCAAAGACUAGUUUCACUCCCCGUGUGCUUUUCUGUUACUUUUCUACUCAUUUCUUUUGCCUUUAUUCCUUUUGCUGCUUCUCUCUCUUUCUCUCCAGAAUCAUGGAUUAGGUUUUUGCCCCAUCACUUGGUCCUUCCACCUCACAGUGAACAAAGCUUCAAUUAGGAUGGCCUCAGUGGUCGGGCUUUCUCUUGCUUUGAAAUCUCCCUGCUUCUUUCACAGUAUAAAAGACAGGGUGUUGCUCUGCGCCAGUUUGGAAGCUGCCAGAGUGAUUACAGUGGCAAUUCUGUGGGUUUGUGUCAAGUCUAGGACUCUUGCGUACUGACUGUGGUCAGGUGGGAACCAUAGAUACAUUGAUAGCCUGUUUUGCGCUGCUGCCAAAAACCAGUUUCAGACCCUAUAGUGUGGAGCUGGAGGAACACAG